Molecule: messenger RNA, 279 nt
Organism: Colletotrichum siamense
Lineage: Eukaryota; Fungi; Ascomycota; Sordariomycetes; Glomerellales; Glomerellaceae
Exons: 2
Coding region: 1-279 (92 amino acids)
Source: RefSeq, a predicted model, not a curated record
AUGCCGGGCUCGCUGCUGAGAAUCGAGAUGCGCGCUGGCGCGUUCUUGGACAGUUUUAGCGUCGCCGAAAGAAGCGUAUUGAAGUGGCUAGUGACGCAAAAAUCAGUGACAAAAUGCGAUGUGUGGUGCUGGCAGUGGUGGUUUUGGGGUCUCGUAUCGCUUCUGUGGUUGGUGCCGGCAGCGCAGACGAUGGGGAUACAUGGUGGCAUUGGUACCAGGGAGGGCGUUCAAGUGCAGAAUGCCAGCUGCAGCGGACGGACCCCGGCCCGCCCACACUGA